Molecule: messenger RNA, 1568 nt
Organism: Aedes aegypti (yellow fever mosquito)
Lineage: Eukaryota; Metazoa; Arthropoda; Insecta; Diptera; Culicidae
Exons: 5
Coding region: 358-927 (189 amino acids)
Source: RefSeq, a predicted model, not a curated record
CCAAUCUAACGCAGUACCUUACGAGACCCCAUCGAAGCUAGUUUCGAAUCUCAUCGCGCGCCGGCGGAAAUCCCAACGUGUUCAAGAUAUAAUAAAUAUUCCUGAGAGUACCUGAAGGUGCGACUGCAGCGAAAUUUUCUCACCCCAGACCAAAAAGUGUGAGGUCAUUUCCAUCGCCUACUGCUGAGUGCAUUCGAGAAACCGUCGUGAAUCGUGAAUCGGUUACAUACUGCAGUCAGUCUAGUAAUCCUUGGAAAAACAAAAAGGAAGCACAAGAAGCUGAUUAGGUCAUCAGUGGCUAGACAGUAGGCGCCUACUCGGAUCGAUUAUUUCUCAUCAAGAAGAACUUCAACGAAAAUGUUCAGCGGAUUCACAGGAGGUGCAAAAUCUUCCCUGAAGAGCCUUGGCAGCAAGGCCGAAGGUCUUUUCGACAAGAAGAAGAAGGAAGCCCAGGACAUGGCCAACGAGAAGGUGCAAGCCGCCCAGAGCAUUGCCGAAGACCAGGCCAAGAAGACGCAGGACGCUUUCAACCAGACCAAGCAGGAUGCGGAGAACUUGGCCAGUUCGGCCAAGAGCGAAGCUGAGGCCACCAAGCAACAGGCAUCGGCCGCUGUCGAAGGAACCGCCCAAGCCGCUGGUACGUUAAUGGACCACGCCAAACAGGCCGCCGAGAAUGCCGUCCAGCAGAGUGCACAGGUCGUCGAGAAGGCCAUCGAAGACCAGAUGAAGGUCGCCGAGGAGAAGAUUGAUGAGGGCAUGAAAACCGUCAGCAAUGAGGUGGACAAGAAGCUUCAGGACGCUAACAAAUUUGCCGAUGAAAAGCGUGGCGAAUUGGUGCAGAACGUUAACGACGCCGCCACCAAGGCCCAGGAAUCCGCCACGUCAACGGCCACCAAUCUGUUGGGUAAAAUGAACAUUGGAAAGUAAAUCGUCCAGCUCGUACCAUACCCACCUGGUCCCGUGUGAAACACAGCCGAAGAUUCGAAUGGAUAAUCCAACUCUACUGAGUCUCCAACAAUGAUAUUACUUAUAGGAAAAAUGAUCUAAUAUAUAAGAGAUACUUGUUGCCGCUAGGGCAAAUGCAGCUUCAUACUCUACCUUCUAAGAAUUUUUACUUAUUAAAAACUUUUGGAAUAAAUCCACUUAUUACACAGAUACAGAAACACACAAAAAGCACAAGAACGCGUUUCACCAUUUUCGCGCUUGGUAAGCGACAGCAAGUUCAAAGCAGAAGGGCCUUAAAUUUUAACGUUCAAAUUGAUAUUGCGUGAAUCUCAACCCGCGCUAGCCUACCGAGCAAAAAUACGCGAUGCAGAAGAUAGAUAGACACCGACAAACUUGAUCGAUGGAGAUAUAUUUCGCAGAAGCUGCAGAUUUUCGAAACCUUGAAACACUUUUUCGCGCCAUUUUUGACUUUUGAAAAGUUUAUAGAACGGAAUUUGAGAGCUUUACAUCAAUGUUUACUUCUUUAUGAUAAAAAAAAUAGUAGAUUCUAGCAGACACACAAACAAGAAGAAAUCCGUUACAAGCGGUGAUAUAUGAUGUUGAAAUAAAUGUUACCGAACCAA